AUGAAUCAAUCUGACAUUCAUAUUCUUGAUCUACCCAACGAAAUAUUGAUUAUCAUCUUGAAGAAAUUGGGCAAUGUUGACGUUCUUUAUUCGCUAUUUGGAAUUAAUAAUCAACGAAUUGAUACUUUAAUAAACAAUGAUGUAUUUACUAAUGUUCUUAAUUUUGUAAUAACAUCAAUUAUUGAUCAUAAACUUGAUCGAUUCUGUAUUUAUAUAUUACCUCAAAGGCAUCAUUUUAUAAAAAAACUAAUUCUUGACGUAACAUCUAUGGAACGUAUUCUGCUUGCUGGUAAUUAUCCAAAUUUGACUUCUUUGGAACUGUUCAAUUUUGGACAAGAAACAGUUUUCCGUUAUUUUACAGGUAAGUGCCUAACAUACUCAUGA
Messenger RNA from Rotaria sp. Silwood2, 384 nucleotides. NCBI's taxonomy places the organism in Eukaryota, Metazoa, Rotifera, Eurotatoria, Philodinida, Philodinidae. The record is from the annotation of a GenBank genome assembly.